This is a messenger RNA of Metarhizium robertsii ARSEF 23, 990 nucleotides long. Its product is annotated as Aldo/keto reductase. Gene Ontology annotation, cellular component: cytoplasm. The record is from RefSeq and is a predicted model, not a curated record. The transcript has 2 exons. Lineage: Eukaryota; Fungi; Ascomycota; Sordariomycetes; Hypocreales; Clavicipitaceae. The coding region runs from base 1 to 990 and encodes 329 amino acids.
AUGUCCGACUCCGUCCCCACGCGCCAGCUUGGCCGAAACGGCCCCCGGGUCACGGGCAUCGGCCUGGGCCUGAUGAGCUUCGCCGGGUGGUACGGGCAAAAGGACACGAGCGUCGAGUCGUCGCUCGCGCUGCUCGACCGGGCGCACGAGAUUGGCGAGCGGUUCUGGGACACGGCCGACAUCUACACGGGCAGCGAGCAGCGCGUGGGCGAGUGGUUCCGGCGCAGCGGCAAGCGCGACGACAUCUUCCUGGCGACCAAGUUCGCCGUCCGGGCGGGCGCCGACGGCUCGCGCACCAUCGACAACGACCCGGCCUGGGUCCGGGAGGCCUGCGCGGCGAGCCUGGCGCGCCUCGGCACCGACGUCAUCGACCUCUACUACGUGCACCGGAUCGACGACAAGACGCCGAUAGAGCGCACGAUCCAGACCAUGGCCGAGCUCAAGAGGCACGGCAAGAUUCGCCACCUCGGGCUGUCCGAGUGCUCGGCGGCCACGAUCCGGCGCGCCCACGCGGUGCACCCCAUCGCCGCGUACCAGGUCGAGUACAGCCCGCUCUUCCUGGACAUCGAGUCGGACCGGACGGGCAUCCUCCAGACGUGCCGCGAGCUGGGCAUCGCCGUCGUCGCCUACAGCCCCGUCGGGCGCGGGCUGCUCACGGGCGCGGUCAAGUCGCUCGACGACCUGCCGCCCGAUGACUGGCGCCGCGGCGUGCCCAAGCUCGGCGGCGACAACUUCCCGCGCAUCAUGGCCCUCGUCGACAGGAUCCGCGAGGUUGCGCGGCGCCACGGGGCUACGCCUGCCCAGGUGUGCCUUGCGUGGGUGGCCGCCCAGGGCGACGACGUUAUUCCCAUCCCUGGCACGACGACGCUCAAGUACCUCGAGGACAAUACGGGCGCGCUCAAGAUCAAGCUGACGGGGGAUGAGGUUGCCGAGCUGAGGAGGUAUGCGGAGGAGACGGAGCUGCCGGGGGAUAGGUACCCUUCCUCGUGA